AUCAGUCCCUUGUUAAAUAACUGAAACUGUACCAGUGAUAGCAGGCAAUGCUGCUUCUUUGUGAUGUCACUGCUGCCAUAGAAACCAUGUGUGCACACAAGUGAAAAUGACAUCUGGCAGCAGAAGAGCAUGGAAAGUUGAGAGAGGAGGCAACAUCUUCAGUUUGGCAGGGUCAUCAAAGCAGCUUAGGUGAGAAAGAACAUCCCCUACGGUCCUAGGUACAGUUCUACUUCCAAGCCUCAAGUGAUGUCUCAGGAAGUUGACUGGUUACACAGCCAAGCUGGCGUGUGUAAGGUAGAGCUCUACAAUCCUGAAGCAGGGAAAGACCAGGACCGGAAAGUGAUUUGUUUUGUUGAUGUCGCCAGCCUGAACAUAAAAACAGAUGAUAAAGAUGCUGCUGGCCAGUCCAAAGACAAUGAACCUGCCACAGGACUUGAUCUGGGGAAAAUGCAGGACAAAGAGGUAAUUGUAAUAAAAGAUAGUGAGACACCCGAGCAGUCUAAGACUGAAGGAGCAGUAUGCCUUUUCAAACAAGGUUCAACAGAAGAACUUAAUGUUGUGACCUGGCUCUUUGAUGACCUGCAGAAAUAUGCAUGUGGAUUUCAACAUGCACUGACCCCUUCAAGUGCCCCUCAUCAACCUAAGCCAUCAGCAGCUGACAAGAUGUCCCAGAAUAACAACAACACGGCUUUCAAAUCUUCCAGUGGUCAGAAAGCACCUGCAGAUGAAGUAGCAGGCACCGUCCAAAAACUCUGUUCUUUGGUUAUGCAAAUGGCUAGUAAAGAGAUCUCUGAAAAUCUGGAAGAUGCAGCCAGCAAGUGUAUACGCCAGGCAAUUUAUGCGACAAAAGAUGGGAAACCUCUCAAUCCUGGUUCUGUAAGUCAGGUUGCAUCCAAGAUGGUGAAUGACGCUAUGGAAAGUGCUCAGGACCCCAGCGCUAAAUCAUCUCAAGACAAUAUUUCAGGCAAGAAGGAAGAAGGUAAAGGAGGUCCCAAGAAAACCUCUCUCUUUUAUGGUGAAGUAUCUUCCAACCAAAGUGAGUCUAUUCAGGAAGAAGACAAGCCACCAUGUACCCAAUUGAUUUACCCAAAGAGACAGUCAGCUCGCAAUGAUGGUAGUUCUUUUAACAAAGGGCUAAUGGUUUAUGCAAACAAAGAUGCUAAGGAUAUGACAUUUUCAUUUGUGAAGGCCACAAAGGUUCACAAGAGGCAACCACUGCCAGCCUGUGUGGUUUUGAAAAGAGUAUUCCUAAAGCACACAAGGGAUGUCAUAUCAGACUUAAUUGACUCUACUAUGAAAAAUCUACAUAAUGUUACUGGGGUCCUCAUGACAGACUCUGACUUUGUUACUACAGUUAAGAAGAAUCUCUUCAAUGCAGGAACCCAGAAGUCUACUGAGAUUUUAGAAGCAAUGGUACUACGAAUGUAUAAUGCUCUGAUGUCAGAAACUAAGGACAAAGGGCAUAGUCUUGUAUACUCUUUACUGAAAACAGGAUGUUCAAUGGACCCAAAUACACAAAGUAUGCAUUUCGCAUCUCUGAAAGGUGGACUACAUACGAGGGAAAAGGGAAAGGAGACAGCACACUCAUCAGCCCAGAAAGUAGGUGAGACAAUAAUUAAAGAUGGAAUUAGCAUGCUACGCUCAAAAACAUCAGGAGGCAAAGCUUCAGACAGGGGAAGUCAUGACAGGAGGCCAGAGAAAAGCAAUUCCACAACUGAAUUUCUAGCAAAAGACCUCAUCUUGACAGCUUUAAUGUUGAUACAGCAGCAUCUGUUAACUCAAUACAAGGAACCAACUUCUGAGUCAAAUACCUCUUCGUUUGGGUAUUUUGAAAAAGGAGGCAAACAUGGUUCUAGAUCGCAUGGUUCCAAGGGUGAUCCACACCAACAAGAAUUUCAGAAAGGAGAAAUACAAAGUGCUCUCCUUUCUAUCAUCUCAAAGGUCCUACAGGAGGCUGGCUUCAAUGUAGAUGAGUGUGAGAUAACCAAGAAAUCCAAUACAUGUGAUGACAGGACUAGCAAAAAGUCUUCAUCCAAACACUACAAUGCAGAGGUGGACUCUGAAAACAUGGAUCAAAUAAACAAAAAAUUCAUUGAUCAGCUGAUGGAAUCUGUGAUGAAGCUGUGUAUGUACAUGACUAAAAGCCCCGAUUUUGUUGUGGAAGAUUACUCUGACGAACAAGGAACAUACUUUACUGCAAGAAACAAAGGUGCAUCGACUCCAGAUUCAAUGACAUCACAGAAACCUCCACGAACAACAUCUAUUGGAAAGCCACUGGUGCCUGCUGGCUCUGAGGUGAUCGUGAACAACCAGAGUUCCAAUACCAGUUUGCAGAACAAAGAGCUCCAGGCUAUCCUCCAGUGGAUGGCUGCCUCCCACUUCCAAGUGCCCAACCUCACAUUCAUGAAUGAGAAUGACGAGGAACUGAAGAAGCUUCCUCAGCUUGCGGAAAAAGCAGCUAAGAAGGGCGCAAGCGUGGGAGAUAUUCUGCAGGAGGUAAUGAGGUAUUUCGAAAAACAACAGAUUGAUGCCGCUGUGGGAAACAUGCCUCGUGGCGGACUUCUCGACUGGUUGCUUGUUAACCUGUAGACAAGAGCCAACACCUCCCUCUCAUUACUUCCACCCAGCGAAGUGCCAACUUAGUUAUCGGAUGAACAACCAUACAGCACAUUUUGCAUAGACAACAGUUCAUCAAAUUCCACAGGCUGUAACACACUAGCUGGGCAAAGUCACCAAUAAAAAAAUACAAAUGUCAACUGUUA
Heteronotia binoei (common prickly gecko) is the source of this 2762-nucleotide messenger RNA. RefSeq names its product A-kinase anchor protein 4-like. The coding region runs from base 247 to 2589 and encodes 780 amino acids. The transcript has a single exon. Gene Ontology annotation, biological process: intracellular protein localization. Lineage: Eukaryota; Metazoa; Chordata; Lepidosauria; Squamata; Gekkonidae. The record is from RefSeq and is a predicted model, not a curated record. Gene Ontology annotation, molecular function: protein kinase A binding. Gene Ontology annotation, cellular component: sperm principal piece; cytoplasm; sperm fibrous sheath.